Messenger RNA from Salvelinus fontinalis (brook trout), 2487 nucleotides. Its product is annotated as T-cell surface antigen CD2-like. The record is from RefSeq and is a predicted model, not a curated record. The coding region runs from base 1189 to 2199 and encodes 336 amino acids. NCBI's taxonomy places the organism in Eukaryota, Metazoa, Chordata, Actinopteri, Salmoniformes, Salmonidae. The transcript is spliced from 5 exons.
UUUCCACCUUUUGUCUAUUCCAUUUGCACAACAGCAUGUGAAAUUUAUUGUCAAUCAGUGUUGCUUCCUAAGUGGACAGUUUGAUUUCACAGAAGUGUGAUUGACUUGGAGUUACAUUGUGUUGUUUAAGUGUUCCCUUUAUUUUUUUGAGCAGUGUAUUAGCUACACAGAACCAUGGCGGACCGACUGUAAAAUUAUAGGCUUUUUUGUAUUAAAAUUCGUCCCAGUCCAACAUACCUGGCUCUGCCCACUGGGGCGUGGUUUACGAAGCGCUCGCUGAAAUAAUCGUUCGUAUCGUCGUAUUCGACCGGAUCGAGUUAUCUCAUCACACCCGCAAGGUGUAAAUUCUCUCGUAGCAUAGGAUGACUAAAACUACCGGUAAACUGACUGUGUCAAGUUGACAAAAGGCAAUUGGAAUUCCCAAAGUGCAGGUGAUGCAAGUAACACUAGAUGUCAGCAUAGUUCUACAACAUAAACUGUUGUUCACUGGCUUGCCCUAUUUCAACUCAAGCCCAGUCACCUACCCUGGGUACUUCUGGUAGAUUGAGGAAAGGAAAGGUAUCAACACGUUCUGCCAUAUUGCUUUAAUUUGUCCAAUCCUUUCAGAUCUACUCUCGAGCAGGUAUAUAGGGCUCAGUUUUGAAUUGGUAAGUGACUACAGUGUAUGAGCUUGCCACCCUUAAGCACAGACCCAGGGUCCGUUUGUAUGGUGACCUAGCGUAUAGGUUGAGCUAGGAAAAGCGGAUCUGAAACCAGUAUCAUAAGUCAAUUUAUAUGACUAAUGUACUUCUUUUUCUUCUUCUUUUUUUUUUUUUACAUCGUCAUAAUUUAUGAGAAUGUCCUAAUAUGGAGUUUUGUGGCAUUUAAUGCCACACAAUGAAUGUAGCCUAGAUGUCUAUUUUGGCAUGAAUUUUCUAAGAACGUUUUGUUAAAAAAGGUUGCGUUUAGGAUGUGCCUGACAAAAUGCCUGUGUUGAUACUGAUGAGAAGAUGAGUUCGUUUGAAGCUUAUUUUAAGAUACGACAUCUCUGCACUGCUGAGGGAGUAGAUACAUACAGGGCCUGCUGGUUGGAUCAUUUCCUCUUCUGACACACACACACACACACACACACAGUGAGAUCCAGGAAAGAGUCGGACUACUAAACUGAAACCUGUACAUUUUUCUCACAGUACAUGUAGUAACUACACAAUGGCCUGUACAUUACCACUGGCAUUCCUUGUCCUUCAUGGAUUUCUCUCUCUUUCAGCAGAUUCAUGCGACUAUUAUCUCCGACAUGGAUCUUUCUUCUCCAUCCCUCUGAAAUACACUGACUUGAGUUCGAAAGAAAUAACCUGGAAACACAAUGGCAACGUUAUAUUAAAAAGAAAGAAUGGGAUGUUCAAACCAGGCAAGGCUGAGGACAUCUUAGAUGAUGGGUCUCUCCAGCUCAAAGGCCUGUCGUUGGCAAACGAAGGUACUUACAAAGCAGAGGUGUUCAACAGCGACGGGAAAAGCAUCAAAGAAGAGUCCUUCAGCCUGUGUAUGAAGGAAAAAGUCUCUAAGCCCUCAGUUGAAAUCACCUGUUCUGCUAAGUACGUCACCUUUACCUGUAUCUUGACCAACACUGAGGGAGUGACCUUCAAGUGGAGCAAGAACAAACAGCCUAUAAAUGAGAAAACAAAAAUCUUGACCAUCGGUCUGAUAGAACUGAAGGAGCCGGACGCCUUCACCUGCUCUGCAGUCAACGAGGUCAGCAUGGAGACAAGUGACAUCAUCAAACCAACGUGCAACGCUGUCUCAAAAUCGGGUGAUCGGCAUUUACUGUUUGGUUUUGAUUUCUUGACCAUGGUGGGCAUCCUGGCCGGGGGAGGGGGCUUGGUACUCCUCCUCAUCAUCAUCACCUUGGUGUGCUGUUGCCUCAGCCGACGCAAGAGCCAGAUGCGCUUUGAAGAGGAAAGAGAGUUGAGACUAGCCCCCCUGACCAAGACCCAGCAUCCUUCUCACCCAGAGGGCCAGAAGCAAAGGCAGAGACCCCCCGGUGGGGCCCCACCUGGUUCCACGGGCCCCAGGCCCACGGCCAGAGCCUCAAGCCAGGCCGCGCCCCAACCCAGAGCCCAGGCUCGAGGGAGGCCUCCACAGACACCAAUGGAUGACGAUGAGGAGCAGCCCCCACCACUACCCCAGCCUAGGAAGAAAGGCCCUCACGCCUCCAGGCAAUAAGUGUGGAGACAGGUUUGCCUAUAUACUUUUUGAUCCAAGGAAAGGAGUUCCAGCAGUCUAGAUGUUGAAAAUGUUGUUAUCUAAAGAAUAGAAAAGGAAGGAAAAAAUACCCCCACAGUGUUCCUUUCUUCCAAUGCCUUUUCAAAAUGCUGUUUCAUUGUUUUUAUGUUGAGUUGAGUGGUAAUCAAAAUCAUCCAUAGGUUGUAGCCUACCUAUCUAUCCACCUCCUCUUGAAAUAGUGACCUUAACUUGAUGUCUGUGUGGUUGUCAAUAAAAACUAAAGAACUA